AUGUUAUCGUUUGUUUUUCAAUUUGCAGGACAAGAUGUCAGUGGUGUGUUGGACAGUACAGCAGUGGACACAAGUAUCUUAGAGCAAUAUCUAAGCAAUGAAAUCGACCCCACUUUCAUGUUACCUGACUCACCACCGGAUUCAAGUUCAGAACCUUGCUCUCCUCCACAAAUCUCAGAUGACAUCAGCUCAGAUUUAAAUGCAAAACAGAUCGGCCAAAACCACUUUGCUGCAGCAGAACAGGCACCUGUUAAUUUCUGUCAACUUAAAAAUGGACCUCGAGAGCAUUAUGAGGCUCCACCACCCGAUCACUAUGAUAACAAUGGUACCAUAAACUAUAUGAAUUCCAGAUUAUCUGCUAUUGCUCAGGGUGUGCGUGAGCCCCCUUUACAGUCUCAAUACAUUAGCCCAGUGGAGAGCUACAUUCAAGCCAGCCGAUGCCAGAUGCCAUCAGUGCCCAAUCCUCUUGUAGGUGCCCCUGGGGGCUACACAGAGGCUGGCACUUUUAUCACAUCACCAUGUCUCCCACCCCAUGCUACAUGCUUGGAUUACAUGGCCUCCAAACCUUGCCUGACCACAAGACAUGUCUUACCUGAAAGUAAGAAAAGAAGAUGCUCAAACUCUUUUGAUGGGAGUACUGAUGAGAACCAAUGUGAAGAAAUGGUUAGGACAAAACCUUUAUUUGGUCUUGAAAGAGGCACCAGUGAGAUGCAUUGUGAUGAUGUUGAUGCUAAUGGGGGAAGUCCAGCAGUGGGUCCAUAUCGACAACUUUUAUGGGACCAGUACCAACCAAAAGAGUGGAGUACCCUCUACAACAUAAGCUUUCAGUCUCUCUUACCUCCAGGUUACCAUGUGGAAACAGAUAAAGGUUUUAGCUACUCCACAGCUGAUGAAGCAUUUGUGUGCCAGAAAAAGAACCAUUUUCAAAUCACAGUGCACAUAGGGAUGGUUGGAGAUCCCAAAUAUGUCAAGACACCAGCAGAUCCUAUGCCUAUAGACAGUUUCCAAGUCAAAGUCUUUGGAGUCAAGUUUGAAGCCCAGAGCCAUCAGAUCACCAUAGAGCAGUCACAGAUAGAUCGCAGCAAAAAGCCUUUCCUGCCAGUUCAAGUAGACUUGCCUGGAAAUAAAAUCACCAAGCUUACUCUCGGUAGACUACACUUCAGUGAAACCACUGCUAAUAACAUGAGGAAAAAGGGCAAGCCCAAUCCUGAACAGAGGUACUUUCUGCUUGUGGUUGGCCUUUAUGCUAUUGUAAAAGGGAAGAGUUACCUGCUGGUUGCAAACAUAUCUGAAAGAAUUAUUGUCAGGGCAUCUAACCCUGGGCAGUUUGAAAACGACAGUGAGGCCCUCUGGCAGAAAGGACAAACCUCAGACUCAGUGGUGUGCCAGGGAUGGGUGGGGAUCAACACAGAUGCCCCAGAUGAAGCCCUGGUGGUCUGUGGAAAUGCCAAGAUAAUGGGCACAGUCAUGCACCCCUCAGACAGAAGAGCCAAGGAGAACAUCCAUGAGGUGGACUCUACAGAACAGCUCAAAAGAAUAGCUCAGAUGAGGAUUGUCGAGUAUGACUACAAACCUGAGUUUGCGACAAAGAUGGGAAUUAACCAGACACAUGAAACAGGCAUUAUCGCACAAGAAUUGAAGGAGCUACUUCCCACAGCGGUGAGAAACAUAGGAAAUGUUAAUUGCUCGGAUGGACAGAACAUUCCCAACUUCCUCAUGGUGGACAAAGAGCAGAUCUUCAUGGAGAACGUAGGGGCUGUGAAGCAGUUAUGCAAGCUUACAGACAAUCUUGAGACACGCAUUCAGGAGCUUGAGGUGUGGAACGCUCGUCUAGCCAAGUUAAGAACCCUGGGGAGCAUUCGUUCCAAAAAGGAAGCACCUAGUAAAAGAGAAAGCAACAAAAGCCAUGCAUUUGUUUCCCCAGAAAAGCCCUCUACGGUGGAAGCUGGUAAAGAGUAUUUAAAUGAGAAAUACCAGUACUGUCUCCAGCACAGACUAUUUCAAGCUACUAUUAUUCUGCUUGUGACAAUAAUGGCAUUGUGUGCCAUCUGUAUUACUACACUUUACAUGCUUACAUUACGAGAAGACAUAGACUUGGACUUUGGUUCCAGCACAAGUAACUCCAGUGUGUUUCCAGUCUACACUACCACAGAAAUGUUCACAACAGAUUUGCCUACUUCUUCACCUGGACCCUGGCCUCCAGACAUCGAUUUCUCCAGCGUGUUCUACUCUGAAGAAGUUUACUGUUGCCAGCAUACUGCAUCUAGAAACCACAUGCCUUUCACAACAAGCUCAGUUGUUCAUUCCGACUUUCUAAAAACACUUUCAUAUGUAGACCGAAGUCCAUCAGAUAAUACUCAACAAAAAUUGUUCCAUCACUUCACUGACUGGACAAACACAACUAUUCAGUCGAUACGAAUUACCCAAAACCAGCAGGUCAUAGAUGAUUGCUAUAUAGACUGGUCUAAGUCACGUAAAGGAAACUACAGCUAUUCAAUCCCCAUCAGUAAACACAUUCCAAUUAACAUGCCAGUAACCUUGCAGAUGAAUGCUACUGAGCUGUUGGUGGUCCACCUCUGUGGAUACGAGCUAAGAAAGGAAUGCUCUGCAGUAAUGGACUACAACUCCUUUCAAUUUCACACUGUUCCUAACACACAGGGGUAUGUACAUGAGUGGCCAGUGUCAGUUGCUCGACAUUAUACAUCAUCUUACCACUUCCGUGUAACAGUAGCAGGUCAGGCUGACUGUUUAACAGACCCCAAUUAUUUGGAAAUUCUGUUUACUGACUACCACUUCAACUUCUUCCGCCGCUGCCUGUGA
Messenger RNA from Trichomycterus rosablanca, 2820 nucleotides. Its product is annotated as myelin regulatory factor-like protein. Bases 1 to 2820 code for a protein of 939 amino acids. Gene Ontology annotation, biological process: protein autoprocessing; positive regulation of DNA-templated transcription. Gene Ontology annotation, cellular component: nucleus; endoplasmic reticulum membrane. Gene Ontology annotation, molecular function: DNA-binding transcription factor activity; sequence-specific DNA binding. The record is from RefSeq and is a predicted model, not a curated record. The transcript is spliced from 24 exons. NCBI's taxonomy places the organism in Eukaryota, Metazoa, Chordata, Actinopteri, Siluriformes, Trichomycteridae.